Messenger RNA from Heterotrigona itama, 353 nucleotides. The record is from the annotation of a GenBank genome assembly. Lineage: Eukaryota; Metazoa; Arthropoda; Insecta; Hymenoptera; Apidae.
AUGGUAGUUGGGAAUAUCCAAGUUGUCCAAGGGCGCGUUUUGAAGUCUGUCGUGAAACGAAACGAGGAUUGUGUCGGGCAUCGCGGCAACGUCUCCAACGAUAAAGUUAUCCCUGCCGAAUCGGCACCAAUCUCGGCUGGUAAUCUCGGAUUCUCGAGUUGCAAAAACGGGAAAGGGGUGCAUUUCCAGUUGAACCACGACGUUGAAGCAUCGAGAGCAAACGACCACAGGAACAGGCAAUUCAGGAUCUUACAUCUUUCACGGUGGAUUUCAGCAAGAAAUUCAAGCGUUUCGUCAGAGAGCCACCAACCAACGAGCUUUACGAUCAUUCGCUGAUUGCCGAUAUUUGGUGA